CAGCCCUACAGAAAAGUCUGGGUAUAUAAUUGGCUGUCGCAUCAUGCUAUACCUAUGAGGAAAUUCUCGAUAAAACCUCCUCGUCCUAAUAUUAAUGGAAUAUAAUAGGAGUUGAAACUGAUGAACAAGAUACCAGUAUAGCCAGGUAAUUUUCUUCCGAGUGGAUAGAUCUCUUUCUCUUUCGUGUAGGCUAUUCAUCUUACUACCACCACAUUCGUUUAUGAUUAUGGCUGAUUCUGACAUAAACUUCAAGAUCCAUCCCCUCCAAUAUCAAAGUGGAAGUAUCUCUUUCACUGAAUGGUGUGCGCUUCUAACACUAGCACUAGCACCACUUAUCGCACAUAUCGCCGCCGGUUUCCCUCAACCAUCUUAUUUACACCCACGCUCCCCGAAAUGGCACGAGCGCAUCGCUCUUUUCAACCCAACAUCCGUAUUAUGGCGAUAUGCAGCGAUCACAGAUCGGCGGAUUCGGGCUAAAGACUGGAACAAAAAAGAUAUGGCCGCGACAAACGCGCUAUUCUGGACGUCGCGAGGUUGGGACGGUUCCGAGAAGAUGAUCGCGCUAAGCUCACCAUAUUGUACGCACCUACCGGAACAUGGCCAGAUAUCUCUGUUCUCCGGCGAGUUCUUCAAGACUCUGGUCGUUACCCUACAGGGUAUGCAGGCUAUUGUUGCGCUAUGUCUUUCCUUGGAAGGAGACAACUCGUCUUCGGAUGGCUUUAUUACUUUCGUGGGCGUUGAUCAGAUCUUCUUCCCCUUGGCGUUUAUCGGUCUUAUGCGCCUGUUUUGCGGUUUUUGGCUUACGAAUGAAUUCGCGUACUCGACGUCGCAAGGAAGUGUGGUUCAGGUUGAGUUAUCCCGUAUCCCUAAGGAUGAUGGGGAGGGGCGGGUCUCAUUGGAUAGUCUGCUACACGAUAGCUUCCACACCUCGGAAACUAUGGAAGAGAGAUUCCUACCGACUUCGUGCUGGGAAAGUCGGGUCUUUCGCAUGGUAUUCAUACUCCCGCUUAUAGGCUUCCUGGUGAUGUGUCUUCUCUUCCUCGUCCAACCCGGCAUCGAGACCAGGGAAUACACAGUCACAUCGAGUCUAGUCGGGGUCUUUUACUUCAUAUUACUCUCCGUGACCGUCGUUAUCUUCGGUUAUUACUUUCUCCAAGGAAACACAUCCUCAACAACAAUCCCAUGUAUCGCGUCCCGCUGGUAUAAACUAUACACAACCAUCCUAAUAGGCAUCGCACUGGCUAUCUUCAUCCUAGCUUGUAUCGAGACGCGACGCACGGCCUGCGGGCGGUGGACAAGUGCGCCCUAUGAGCUUGGCGAUUGGGCGGCGUGUAGGGAUAGUAGGAGGCCGGAUGUUAUCAAAAUUGACCCUAUCACGCUUUCGGAGUUUGGUAUUGCCACGACGUAUCCGAGGACAGAUUCUGGGAAUAGGGUGUUGCCGCAGGGAGAGUUUUGGGUGCGCAAUUUUACCGGUACUUGUCUUGGGGCUUUGGGCUCGCCGUUGGUUAAACGUGUUGAUACGUUGGCGGUGGAGGAUAUUGUUGAGCUUGUGCAUUUGAUUGGGUGAAUUUAUUAAAGCUUAAGUGUAGUCGACAUGCUUAAUCCUAUGAGACUUAGCACUAUGGCCUCUUCUUGAUGCGUCAACUUAGCAACUUUAGGUAGUCCUAUAUUCUUUAAACUAUGGGAAAAGGCUAUUCAAGUCAGAACUCAUUGGUUGAAAAGACCUGC
This is a messenger RNA of Hypoxylon trugodes, 1728 nucleotides long. RefSeq lists its product as uncharacterized. NCBI's taxonomy places the organism in Eukaryota, Fungi, Ascomycota, Sordariomycetes, Xylariales, Hypoxylaceae. The transcript has a single exon. The record is from RefSeq and is a predicted model, not a curated record. The coding region runs from base 221 to 1567 and encodes 448 amino acids.